This is a messenger RNA of Mauremys mutica (yellowpond turtle), 1912 nucleotides long. It is a transcript of the gene SLC60A2, whose product is annotated as major facilitator superfamily domain containing 4B. The transcript has 4 exons. The record is from RefSeq and is a predicted model, not a curated record. The coding region runs from base 91 to 1842 and encodes 583 amino acids. Lineage: Eukaryota; Metazoa; Chordata; Testudines; Geoemydidae.
CGCUUGUCACGUUACUGGAGACGCCGGUGUCUCGGUGUCCGCGGGGGCGGGGCCGGGGCCGGGGCCGGCCCGCUCCCCGCACUCGGCGCCAUGGCCGGCGCCGGCAGGAAGAAGCAGGUUCGCUUCGCCCGGCCGGAGGCGGAGGACACGCGGCGGGGCGGCGAGGGGCCGGCGGCGGCGGAGCAGAGUCUCCUCCCGGAGCCCGCGCCGCGGCCUGAGGUGAUCGUAGCCGGCGGCGGCAGGAGCCGGGCCGGGGAGGGAGCGACGCUGCUGCUGCGAUGGUGCAUCUCCGGGGUGCUGUGCUCGGCCUUCCUGGGCCUGGGUAUGAGCAUUGCUGUCUUGGGACCUACAUUUCAAGAUUUGGCUGCAAAUGUGAAUAAAAAUGUCAGUGAUAUUUACUACAUUUUCGUGGGUCGUUCUCUGGGGUACCUUGGUGGUUCAGUGAUUGGAGGGAUUAUCUUUGACUGCGUGAACCCUCAUCUCCUCUUGGGGUUAACCAUGCUGGGAACAGCAGUUGGUCUUUAUGCCAUACCAUGGUGUAAGAAAGCGCUAUUGUUAACUGCCCUGAUGUCAGUCAUUGGGACUUCCAUGGGUGUUCUAGACACAGGUGGAAAUGUCCUUGCAUUGAAUAUAUGGGGAGCAGAGGUUGGACCACAUAUGCAGGCCUUACACUUCAGUUUUGCACUGGGUGCCCUUGUGGCCCCAAUCCUGACAAAAAUGGCAUUGGGCAGCUUCAUAUCUCCUAAAGUCCAAACAGAAGAUGAAAAGACAAACCACUCUGUUCCGAGUGAUAUACCUAACGCACUUUCUGGAUCAGCACUGAAACUGCAUUCUAAUGUGAGCUUUAUGUGGUCCUACAUUGUCAUAGGGACCUAUAUUUUGAUAGUUUCUUUGUUGUUUGUUGUUCUGUAUUCAAGGACCGGCUCAGCACGAGAUAAAGCAAAAUCUUCUCUGCAGAAAUGUCAGAUUGCCAAAUACCACUAUGCCCUUCUCAUUCUCCUUUUCCUUUUCUUCUUUUGCUAUGUAGGAGCAGAGGUCACCUAUGGCUCUUACAUUUUCAAUUAUGCAGAGGUUUAUGCAGACAUGAAAGAAAGUGAAGCAGCUAGUUUGAACUCCCUUUUUUGGGGAGCAUUUGCAGCUUGCAGAGGACUGGCAAUCUGUUUUGCUACCUGUUUAUACCCUGGUACUAUGAUUCUGCUGAGUGUCAUAGGUUCCACUGUCUCCUCUCUGUUCCUGGCACUGUUGAGUAAGCAUCCAAUUUCGCUCUGGGUUGGAACAGCAGUGUAUGGUGCGUCAAUGGCUACCAUCUUUCCCAGUGGCAUUUCCUGGAUUGAACAGUACACCACCAUACAAGGAAAGUCUGCUUCUCUCUUCGUAGUUGGUGCUGCCUUGGGGGAGAUGUGCAUUCCAGCAGUGGUUGGGUUCCUUGAAGGAAAACUUCACAAUGUCCCUGUGAUGAUGUAUGCUGCAUUGGGAACAUCUGUAGUGACAGCAGUACUAUUUCCUGUGAUGUAUAAAUUAGCCACUUCUCCCAGUGAGAGUAAGUUAAAAGAUGGUGGUGGGAGCGAGGACCAGAAAGCUUUGUUGUCCAACUUUGAACUUAAUGAAGAUGAGGAAGAUGAAGAGGAUGCAAGAGAAUGGAAUGAAGCAGACUUUGAAGUAAUUGAAAUGAAUGAUACAGUGAGAAACUCUGUGGUAGAGACAUCUCAAAAGAUCCCAGGGGAGUCCCCAGCUAAAGUGUCCAUGCAGCCACCUUCAAACAUAUUUAGUUCUUCUCCAGUGAUUGCUCUUAGCUCCCCAGGGAGAAAGCAGUUCAAUAGAGACAGAGAGAAGAAUGAUUAAAGUAAAAUCUAGGCUGCUUACUUGAAAUGACCUGCCUGGCUUCUGUAAGGUAAUAAACACAAUCAAAUUA